This is a messenger RNA of Cavenderia fasciculata, 1218 nucleotides long. RefSeq lists its product as uncharacterized. The transcript has 2 exons. The record is from RefSeq and is a predicted model, not a curated record. The coding region runs from base 1 to 1218 and encodes 405 amino acids. Lineage: Eukaryota; Evosea; Eumycetozoa; Acytosteliales; Cavenderiaceae.
AUGAAAUUUCACAUUUUAUUAUUAUUAAUUGUUAUUAUUGGUUCUGUUAUUGCCAAACAACAAUACAUUCAAAUUAAAGAGUAUAGUGACAAGUGUAAGAGUGUUUACACUGAAAGAUAUGCUCUUACAGACACUUGUCUUUAUGGUACCCAUUACAGUUGCAAUGGAUUGUUUGAACCAAAGGUAACCAUCAGUCAAUAUGUUGACAUGGAAUGCAAAGAGUCAACCAAAAACACAACCUAUCCAACUGGAAAGUGUGUCGAUGAUGUCUACUUUUCCGAUGCUGCCUCUGUAGAAUUCAAAUGUGUCGACAACUUUGAAUUGCCAGACGAUACAUUUACCACCAUCUUUUACAACGGUACCUGUGAUGACAACUGGAAGCAAACCACUGUCUUUUAUACCGAAUCAGUUUACCAAAAUACUUGCAUCCAAGAUAUCGGUAACAACACCUCUUAUUAUAUUCUAUGUGAAGACCAAAGUGACAGAAACUACUUUAGAUACAAUUUCGAUGACCAAGAUUGCUAUGGUAUCACUCCAAAUGCCACUGAAGUUCAAACUUAUCCAGCUUGUGUUAAUAUUUUCAACCUGAUUGAAAGUAAACAACAAUUGCAACAACAACAACAACAACAAUAUAUUAAAAUAGAACAAUACAAUAAAGAGAGUGAAGCCAAUUGUUCAAAUGGAGCAGCAGUAAUAAUCCAAUACUUUCUUGCUGACAAUUGUCUCGUGGGACAACAUUUUAGUUGUGUCGGUAACAAUGUGAUUUACAAAUCAUCACAGAAUGUAGAUUGUCGACACUUUGAUAAGACCAUCGUAUAUCCCAUUGGAGAAUGUGUCAAUAAUGGUGAAGAUAACUACAACUCUAUCUUUUUGUGUGUCGACAAUUGGGAGUUUACUAGUAAUUCUCUAACAUCUAUUGGAUAUAAUGGAACCUGUGAAGAUGAUAAUGAUAAAGAUGAUGAUAAAGAUAAAGAUGAUGGUCUGUUAUGGAAAGAUAAAACUAUACUACUAGUCAAUUCAAUAAUACAAGGUGCAUGUUUACGAAAUGAUAAUAAGACAUCGUAUAUGGUCACAUGUCAAGACAAUGACGAUCGUUACUAUCAAUACUAUGAAUUCGAUGGUGUAGGUGAUUGCUCUAUCAACUCGACACUACAAAGAAAAGAGAGAUUUGUACAUGACUGUAAUUCUAAAGAAUCUUAUAUUACUCUUUGCACUUAA